Molecule: messenger RNA, 3546 nt
Organism: Thamnophis elegans (Western terrestrial garter snake)
Lineage: Eukaryota; Metazoa; Chordata; Lepidosauria; Squamata; Natricidae
Gene: ITPKA
Product: inositol-trisphosphate 3-kinase A
Exons: 7
Coding region: 328-1674 (448 amino acids)
Biological process (GO): inositol phosphate biosynthetic process
Cellular component (GO): cytoplasm; nucleus
Molecular function (GO): inositol tetrakisphosphate kinase activity; inositol-1,4,5-trisphosphate 3-kinase activity
Source: RefSeq, a predicted model, not a curated record
UCCUCCUUUCUCCCGGUUGCGUUGAUCCGCCCGAGAGCAGCGUGGGGCAGCCGCGCCAUCUACCCAUAUGGGUCAGGGCUGAGGGGCGGUGAAGCAACUCGGGCACUUUCCCAGGGAUGAGUCAGAGCACGGCGGGAUCGGCCUGACGGGGCGCAGGCCGGCCAUGCAGCGGCAGCCCGAGCCCUCUUCAGUCGCGUGCUUCCCGGCGCCGAGGUGCCAGGAGGAGCAGUCGCCGAAGCUCUCCGCUGCCCCGGACUCUCCGCCUGGACGGCCCGGCCCCCUGCACCCUCCGCGGUGCCGGCAUCGCUAGCGCCUUCGCCUUCCUUUAUGGAACCCCGAGAAGCCCAGGACGGGAGCGGCGGGAGCAGCCCGGAGCUGGGCCGGAGGAGGCAGCUGAGCGUGGGAGAGCUGUGCUCGCUUUUCGAGGCUCGCUGCGCGAUGGCCAGCCGGCAGCUGCCGGAGCCUGCCCGGAAGAGCUGCCGGCCCCGCAACGGGGUGCUGCAAGCGGUGAUCCCGCAGCUGACGGUAACUUCGGAGGAGGACGGCGGAGAGGCGCAGCGCAGCCCUGCCAUGCUGCCCUCGACGGAGCCCAACGGCGCCUGGCUGACCACGGACAGCUCGCUGCACCUGCUGCAGUCCUCCAGGCGGCUCUCGACGUCGUCGCUCUCCUCCACGGGCUCGUCGUCGCUCUUCGAGGACUCCGAGGAUGACCUGCUGAGCGACACGGAAGGCAGGAGCCAAGGGAUCGUUCACUUGGAGCACGGCGAGGAGACGCACCAGAAAAAGGCAUGGCAGACAAUAAAGACAAUUGUCAAUUUGCCAGUCAUCAGUCCCUUCAAAAAGCGGUAUUCUUGGGUGCAGCUGGCUGGUCACACUGGAAGUUUCAAAGCAGCCGAUGCUGGGACGAUUCUGAAACGCCACUGUGAGAACGAGGAGAAGUGCUUUGAACUGCUGAUGAAAGAUUCAUUGCAUUCCUGUGUCCCUGUCUUCCAUGGUGUGGUGGAGAGAGAUGGCGAGUCCUAUUUACAGUUGGAUGAUCUUCUAGCUAAUUUUGAAGGGCCUUGUGUGAUGGAUUGUAAAAUGGGAGUCAGGACAUACUUAGAGGAAGAAUUGACUAAAGCACGAGAAAAACCGAAGCUCCGUAAAGAUAUGUAUAAGAAGAUGAUAGAUGUGGACCCUUUGGCACCGACUGAUGAAGAGAACACACAGCAUGCGGUGACCAAACCUCGGUACAUGCAAUGGAGGGAGACGAUCAGCUCCAGUGCUAGCCUGGGUUUCAGGAUUGAAGGGAUAAAGAAGGCUGAUGGGACUUGUAAUACCAACUUCAAGACAACAAAGACACGAGAACAGGUUUUCCAGGUUUUUGAGGAAUUCAUUAAGGGAAACACAACUAUAUUGAAAAAAUAUUUGCGGCGUCUGUGUGAAAUUCGUGGCAUUCUUGAGACUUCUGUCUUCUUUAAGCAACAUGAGGUAAUUGGAAGUUCACUGUUAUUUGUGCAUGAUGAAAGUGAACAUGCCAAUGUGUGGCUCAUUGAUUUUGGAAAGACCACUUUUCUUCCGGAUGGGCAAAUCUUGGACCACAGGAUUGCUUGGCAAGAAGGAAACCGGGAAGAUGGAUAUUUAUUUGGACUGGACAAUUUAAUUGAUAUCUUAGAAAGUAUGUUGGAGAGAUGAGAAAUACUAACCUGAAGUUGCUAACCUUUCUAUAAUUGCUCCCUCCGAAGCCUUUUAAAAUUCUUCCAGGACCUUGGAGGUAUCUAGAAUAUGGAAGACUUCAGCAAAAAAGAUGUAAUUCCUAACCAACCAUGAAACCUAAACAGUUCAGAAGCUAAUCUUGAAUGCACCAAGCAAAGAUAAGAGUUAUGCAAGAAAUAGGAUGGUUGUGAACAUUUGGAUGAUGAUCAGGACAUUUGCUUACAUGUAAACCAACUAAUUCAGUAUUGCUGUUUAUUGACCUUGGGCUUAGAGUAGAAAAAAAAUAUUUAUAUCAGAGAUCUCCUUCAAAGAAGAAAUCCUCAAAACCAACAAGCAGGCUUCCCUCCUUUCUCCAGCGUUUACACUGUAAAUAUUCCCGCGUUCGCAUAUAUGCAACACAUCUUGGAACUUGGUGCAGAAUAUAUAGAUUCAUAGUUUUCCUUUUUUUAAAAAAAACAAAUACUCUAGUUUCUAUUCUUGUACAGAAAAAAAAUGAAAAUAUGCACAGAAUGCUGCUGAAGCUUUAGAAACCAAAUGGCAUCUCAUAGACAAGGCAAGAAUUUACUCUUGAUCCUAUCCUCACUGUCUAACUUUCUCUUUUUUUGUUUUUGGCUUAGCCUUGUUUCCUUUGAAUUAGUUUUUCCCCCCUUCCCAUUCCUGCAAAAAUAUUAUGCACUUUGUCAGUACAACUAACCCUCCCAAAACAUUGAAUACCAAAUUAACCUGUUUAACCUGCUCACAUCUAAGUAUAGAUAGAGUUUUAAAUUGCCAUAUAUAAAGAACUCUGGGUAUAACUGACAUAAAAUCAAUUUGUGCAAAGGACACAAAUAGCCAUAUUUAUUCUGUUUCAGAAUAAUUAGUGAGUAACUGUCUCUGUGUGUUUGACACUCUCUGGUAGAGAUGCUUAACAAUUGUAAAAGGUAAAAUGUUGGUUCUCAUCUAAAGAGUUUGGUUCCUAUCUAAUUGCAUUAAUGUCUCUAAUUGCUAACAUGUUUAAAGAGAGGCUGGGAUUGAUUUUAAGGCUCCUAGAUUUAAGAUUCUUGUAAUCCAAGAAAUUGUAGAGACAAAGAAGAGCCAUGUAUUUUAAGAUAUUUAGCUUCAGGGUAAUUCAGUGACUUUGGUGUGCAUGAAUACAGAAGUGACACCUAAGCAGUCACUAUGAAUUUGAAUGUUUGUGGUAUUAUCCUACUUUAAUGAUUCAAUUUACAAAAUGAAACAAUUAUUAAUUUAUCUAGUUGAAACAGACUCCCCCCCCACACACACAUCUAGAGAUUAAAUCUUCAGCCUUGUCAUUCAGUGAUAAAACAGUUUAAUCACCAAGUGACUUCCCCACUUUGUACUUCUAGUUGGAUCUACUAGCAGGCUUUUGAAGGUAUAAGGGAAAAAUUAUCAAGCAGAAUGUUUAUGGGGGUUUUCAGGCCUUUAGUGCUUAGGCUUUGUGUUAAAAAUCCACUUGGUACAUCAAUUAAUCUAGUAUGUUUAAUUGAUUGUUUGGAUAAAGGCUCAGGAAGUGAAUGCAACAAAAUAGAAACUUUGCAAUAUUAAUUCUUGGGUCUUGUGAUUUGCGGUAGGCUUAAAAUCACACUGAUCAAAAAUGCCCCCUCUAGUCUGCGGAAAAACCUCCCUUCACAGAAUCGGUCUUUGGACCCCAAGAGGUUGGGGGGCUGCUGCUGUAGAUAGUCUGAUGAGCAUUAACUUUAAAAAAAUGGCCUCCCAUUUGCUUGUCAGUUUCAACAGACUCACAAGUCAAUUUUAGCCACACUUUAAUUCUUUCAUCUCCAUGUCUCUUUUGGUCUUUUGGUCAUGGAUGAGACAAUAUAAAUAUUUUGGUAUUUCAUGGUGCAAAAAAAC